GGAAUUUUUGGAAUAUUAUGUAAAAUUGACACACUUUCACGACGCUUAUGUACUUCCUAAAACCAUACCAUGUAUGGUGUGCCUUUUUAAAGGUCCGUAACCUAUGACAGUAUGAAGAGAGAGGGGGAUGGUAUGCCGUGGACAGCACCCCGGAAGUGUAAGCGCUCCAGACUCUGUGUCAGCACAGCAGGCUCACCCGACGGACAUCUUCAUCUGGUCUUACACUUUAAGAGGAGGUCUUCAUUUCUGAGUUUGACACCAUCUAACCGUGUGGAGACUGCACAGGAACAUAGAAGGAAGCCUUGUGUUGAUAGAAGAGUCAGUGGUAAGAUUGUCAAACCACAAAGAGUGGGGAGUAAAAGCAGAACUGUGGGUGAAGCCAAGAAGAGAACAACACAGCUGAAAUCUGUACAUGAACUAGAAAUGAAGUCUCCAAAGUCUUGCGAAAGUCAUGGACUGGAAAGUGGAAAUAAGUCUUAUGUUAACAAAGUCGCAGACCAAAAAGUCCCAGAACCAUCAACAUUGAUGAGAAAAGAGGAAAGAACAAGUCAUACCAAAGAGAAACCAAUGUGCAGUAAAUCUGGGAAGGAGCACAGAAACAGUACUAACCAUACAAGAAGGUACAAGCAAUACAAGGUGAAAUACAAUGGGUAUCCAUCUCACAAACAUUUUACUCCUCUGUUAAACUUAAGGACUGGCACCACAACAAAAACUUGUGUAAAAAGAACACCCAAGCCAAACCCUUGCCAUAAAGUAAUGCAGUACAACUCAGGCCAUUGCAGUGAACCUUCAGAAAAUGGUGUCUGCGCAGUAGAAAGCCAGCAGAAACCAUCAUUAAAGAAGAAGAGUGAACUUGCAUGUGUAGGCACUACUGUGGAGGACAGCAGACAGUCUAAAUGGUAUGUUUCACCCAUAACUCACACAAGGAAUGAGGAAAAACAGCUCAAACACAUUGACGAAAAGAGGUGCAAUCAAGGAGAAAAGCUUGCUAAGACCAAGACAAUGUCAGAUACUGCCACUCAAAAACUUCAUCCAGAUUCAAACAGGAAAGACAGUAAAUGGGAAGUGACUGAAAUUGAGUAUAAGAAGAAGCAAACAGUGUCUGAUAAUCAAAAGUUAGGCAAACUUAAUAAGUCAGGAAUGAAGUCAGCUAUCAUGGAAGUAGAGUCCACAACAGCUUUAUCCAUUGGAUUGUUUCCAACUUGUCCAUGGGAGGUAGAGUCAGACGAUAGCUCAGAUGAUUCAGAUGGAGAAAAGACUGAAGUGAAACUGACUGAAUUAGGGAAUGAACAGCAAACAGUUCCGGACAAUCAACAGCUAAGCAAGGUACAUGAACCUGCUUGGAAGUUACAGGGUGCAACAUGUGAGACAACAAUCGAGUCAGAAGUACAGCACAGGAACACUUCAUGUACAAAAGCAGAAAGUACUAGGUCACCUACUGGUACUUCUGGUGCUAUGAGACAGAAAAAUACAGCUGAGACAGGAAGGAGUGAAAAGAAAAACUUUCUCAAAGAAGGACAAAUGAUGAUGUAA
This is a messenger RNA of Branchiostoma belcheri (Belcher's lancelet), 1533 nucleotides long. RefSeq lists its product as uncharacterized. Bases 112 to 1533 code for a protein of 473 amino acids. The record is from RefSeq and is a predicted model, not a curated record. Lineage: Eukaryota; Metazoa; Chordata; Leptocardii; Amphioxiformes; Branchiostomatidae. The transcript is spliced from 3 exons.